This is a messenger RNA of Adineta steineri, 3573 nucleotides long. The record is from the annotation of a GenBank genome assembly. Lineage: Eukaryota; Metazoa; Rotifera; Eurotatoria; Adinetida; Adinetidae.
AUGAAUUCUUAUACGAAUAGUAUAAGAUUAGGUCAACGAUAUUUGAAAAAUUUUCAUCGUCAAUUAUCAAUUAGUAAAAAAUCUUUUCAACGUCCUGAAACAUUACCAAAUGUAUUUGAUAGGCAAGCUAAAUUAAAACAACGUGAACGUACAUGUCUUGAUCCUGAAUAUAAUAUUUAUUCAUAUGUACAUGAACGUGUUGCACAAAGUCUUGUAGAUAGAAUAUUUGAUAUUAAACGAACAUUUGAAUCUGCACUUGAUAUUGGUUGUGGACGUGGUUUAACAGCAAGUGAAUUAACAAAAGAUGUUAUUAAACGUUUAACUAUGAUUGAUAGUUCAUCACGUAUGCUUGAACAAAUACGUUCUCCAGUUGACGACAAUGGACAUGAUGGAAUAGAAAUUUUAAAAAAACAUCAAGACGAAGAACAAUUAACUGGUGAUGAAUCAUCAUAUGAUCUUGCAUAUAGUUGUUUAAGUCUUCAUUGGAUUAAUGAUCUUCCUGGUGUAUUUCGUCGAGUUUCACAUUUAUUAAAAAAUGAUGCACCAUUUAUUGGUGCCAUGUUUGCUUCCGACACUUUAUAUGAACUCCGUGUUUCACUGCAAUUAGCUGAAACAGAACGUGAAGGCGGCUUUUCUCCUCAUAUUUCACCAUUUGUUGAACCGCCUGAUGUCGGAAGUCUUCUACAACGUACUGGUUAUAAUAUAGUAACAUUAGAUCUCGAUGAAAUUCAUAUUAAUUAUCCUUCUAUGUUUGAAUUAAUGUUUGAUCUCAAAGGUAUGGCAGAAAAUAAUUGUAGUUGGAAUCGACGUUUAACAUUAAAACGUGAAACAUUACUAGCAGCUCAAGCUAUUUACCAAAAUAUGUAUGGUAAUCAAGAUGGAUCAAUUCCAGCAACAUAUCGUAUACUUUAUUUUAUUGGUUGGAAGCCAGAUCCCAUUGAUAAUACAAAUUCAAUUGGUUCACAAGGACUUCGUAUGAAUGAUUAUAUAUUAUCGAUAAAUGAUGAAAAUGUUGAAUAUUUAAAUCAUGAACAACUUGAAGAUAAAUUACGACGUAUAAAUAAUAGUGAAACAAUACGUUUAUUAGUUACAGAUGGUAAUGUUUAUCGUGCAUAUAAAGAAAAUUCAAAAAAUAUCAGACCAAAUAUUGAACCAACAAAAAUUAUUCCAACAACAACAAAUACAAAUUUACAACAAAAUCGUAGACAAUAUCGUUUACAUCGUAAUCCUGAUUUUGAAGGUUACGGUUUUCGUGUACGUUCAAAUCAUCAAGCUGAUGGUACACCACAUCAAAUUAUUUCUGUUGAACCAUAUUCACCUGCUGAUUCACAAGGUUUACGUGCUGGUGAUUAUAUUUUACGUGUUAAUAAUCAAAAUGUUGAACAUAUGAAUCCAGCUGAAUUUAAUAGUUUAAUGCAAAAUUUAGUAAGAAGUGAAAGUCCACGUGAUGGUGCAUUAUUAUUAGAAGUUAUGGAUGAAAAUACAUAUCGAUCAUUGAAUCAAUUACCAGCAACAGAUACAUUAAUAGCUGAUCAUCGAGCACCAAGUCGUUCUACAUAUGAUUCAUAUCCACCACCAACAAGUACAGAUGAACCAUAUCCAAGAAUGCGACAAUGUUUUAUUCGACCUUGGCCAACUUAUCGAGAACUUGGUUUUACUAUUGUACAAACACCAAAUGCAACUGGUGGUGGUUAUCAAAUACAACAACUUCGAUUAGAUUCACCAGCUGCACAUACACAUAUUCGUAAUGGUGAUCAUUUAAUUCAAGUAAAUAAUAUUAAUGUUGAAACAACUGAUUUUCAAUAUGUUUAUCAACUUAUUAAUGAUUCAUAUCGUCGAGAUGGUGAAGUUAGUUUACUUGUUAUUGAUGAUAAUGGUUAUCAAUGGUAUAAACGUAAUCAUUUUCGUAUUGAUCCAUUAUCUCAAAGAGCUAAUAUUACACGCCAUGUUACACCAGAACAUCAAGCUGUAUAUACAUCAACUGAUUCAAGUGUUGUAUCACCACCGACACGUUAUACACCUGUUGAACCAAUGUCUGGUCAACAAGAAAUUGUAUUCCCACCAACACCCUAUCAACCACCACCAACAACAACAAGUCGACCACCAUCAACUGGACCAUCAAAUCGACCAUAUCCUUAUACAAAUGGUUAUGUAUCACCAACACGUGAUCCAUAUUAUCGUUCAACAGUAGCACCAAGUGUAACAUCAUCAUUAAAUCGUCCACGUAUACCAUUAUCACGAGCAGCUGUUGAUGUUGUCGAUGGAAAAUCAAUGUUACGUUUCUGUCGUUUAAAUACCGAACCCGGUCAAACGUUUGGUUUUGAAUUAGCACAAGAAGAUAAUAAACAUAUUAUUCGUAAUGUUAAACCAGAAUCACCUGCUGCUCGAGCUGGUUUACAUAAUGAAGAUCGUUUAAUCGAAGUUAAUGAUGAAAAUAUUACUCAAAGACCACAUCGAGAUGUUGUUGCUUUAAUUAAAAAUGCUAGUAAUAAUGGUGUUGUACGUUUACUUAUUUCACCAAGUAAUAUAAAACCAUUAAAUAAACCUUCAUCAAGAAAUUCAGUUAAAACAAAAUCAUUACCAUCAUUAAAUGAUGAACGUAUGUAUUAUGACGGAAAUAAUCUUGAUCAAUAUACAACAUGGUCACCAUAUGAUGGAUCAUUUGGUGGACAACAACAACCACCAGCAAUGGUUAAAUAUUUAUCAACAUCACGUCUCGAAAAUGCUGGUUUAUCAUCAUCAAGUUAUCCAGAACGACCAUAUAGUGCUCAUGGUUUUGAUACAUAUCAACGACAGCAAAAUCGAUCAGCACUUCUUACUAGUCAACCAUAUUUACCUACGGACCCAUGGCCUCGAAAAUGUGUUCUUGUUCGAGAUCCAAGUUUUCAUGGAUGUGGUUUUCGAAUGAUUGAAAAAGAUAAUUAUGAUACACCUAUUGUUGUUGAAGUUCGUGCAAAUAGUCCAGCUAAACGAAGUGGUUUAACUGAAGGUGAUCAAAUAAUUUAUAUUGAAACUCGUAAUGUUCAAGCUAUUCGAUCAUUUGAUGAAAUGACUCUUUUAAUUCAACGAACAUUUGAAGAAACAGGUCAAGUUACACUUGUUACAUUAACAGCUCCAGGUUAUCAAGUUUUAAAACGUAAAGGUGGUUAUUUACAACCAGAUCCAUUCGAUUAUCAAUUACCAUUUGUACGAGAAUUAGCACCACGUUUAUGUCGCAUUGUUUUAUAUAAUCAUGAACAAGAUUUUGGAUUUACAUUACAACGUGGAAAUCCAAUACAUAUCAAAGAUGUUCAUCCAGGUUCACCAGCCUAUGAAUAUGGUUUACGUGCAAAUGAUAAAAUAAUUGAAAUCAAUAGUCGUGAUACAACAUAUUUAUCAUCCGAACAAAUUAUUGAAAUGAUUGAAUCAAGUAAACGACGUCGACAAUUAGAAAUUUUAGUUAUUGAUCCAGCUGGUUAUGAAUUUUCUAUGAAACAUGCUAUACCACUUAAUUCACUUUUACCAUUUGUUCAAACCGGACAAAGACGAGCCGUAAGCAGUCGACGUACUCAACAGGAAGCAGUUUAUUUAUAA